AGUUGCGAAAACUUUUUUGGAGGGGAGGAGGAGGACACUCACAGUCCUUCUUUACCUAAAGGAACACCAGCCGCUCGCCCCCAGUCGAUGGAGGAAAUGUAGGGAGGACGAGAGGGCGCCUGAAAAGGCUAGGGAUGAGGAAGAAAUCCUGGUUCCCUGGAGGGGCACUGACGAAUCAAACAUGUGAACGCCAACUGCUGGACCAGGCUGGUGGGGGUGGGAUCCUUGGGGGCUGUCUCUUGCCACCGGGGAAGCUGCAUCCAAUGCUUUCCCAUCCUCUUUUCCUGGAGGAAGCCCCGCAAGUGACGCGCGCGGCUCUGCGCUGGCCCCGGUGCAACUCCCCCGCCCCUUCCUUGGCUAGGAGGCGGGAAGAUGGGAGGAGUGAGGCGAGUCGAGCGGGGCUGUGGGAGCCGAGAAGUGGCAACCGGAGGGGGCUGCUGCGGCCGCUGCUGCACCUGAUCGGCUGACUGGGACGACAGGGACGGUCACUCCGACUGGACCUGCAGGCCAGGGGCGCCUGCUUUCCAAAGGCGGCUCGUCGCUGCAACGCUGCCGCCUUGCUUACCCAUGGCUUCGUCCAGUAGUGGCAUGGAGGAGGUGCGCGUUUCAGUGCUGACCCCGCUGAAGCUGGUGGGGCUGGUCUGCAUCUUCCUGGCACUGUGUCUGGAUCUGGGAGCUGUGCUGAGCCCGGCCUGGGUGACGGCCGACCGCCAGUCUUACCUGUCUCUCUGGGAGACCUGCACCAAGUCCAGCACCUUGGACUCCUGGGACUGCGCCUCCACCUUGAACAGCGAUUGGCAGAUUGCUACACUUGCUAUGCUGUUGGGGGGUGCUGCCAUAAUUCUCAUAGCUUUCUUGAUUGGAUUAAUUUCGAUCUGUGUUGGGUCACGGAGGCGGUUCUACAGACCAGUUGCUGUCAUGCUGUUUGCAGCAGUGGUUCUUCAGGUAUGCAGUCUUGUCCUUUAUCCAAUCAAGUUCAUCGAAACAGUCAAUUUAAGAAUAUACCAUGAGUUCAACUGGGGCUAUGGCUUAGCUUGGGGUGCAACUAUAUUUUCAUUUGGGGGUGCCAUACUUUAUUGCCUAAACCCUAAGAACUAUGAAGACUACUACUGAAAGCAGCUGCUUAAAACAAAUAAGAAGAUGAAUAAAACACGGAUUGUCCUGUCUUUUGUAACUCAGUGUUUUUAGUACUUUUGUAGAGUAUCAAGCAGUUCACUCUGUUGAUUAUCAACGUCUUACCUUUUGGCUACAGUUACUGCAAGUAGCUUUUUAACAACCCCUAAAAAGAACUGCAAAGAUUACACCUGCUGAUUAAUCCAUAGGCAAAGCUGUAUGCUACUGCUAUGUUACUGUUACUUUUUUUCAGCACAAGGCAGUAGGCUACAGCAUCAUGAAGAAACAAGCUGGAGUGAAAAUUCAGUGCCUGAAUUUGUUAUAGUCUACAAGAGAAUUGCUGGCAUGAGAACAAUGUAGAAGUAUCUUUCAACAGUUUCAACAGUUCUUCUGGGCAAUCAGCUCAUACCAUUUUAAUUCCAAGAUUGUUGCUGAAAUAAAAAUAAUCCUUCACAUGACAGAUACGAAGAACAGUAACUAUAAAUUAUUAAUGACUCCCCUAAGAUGUAUAUUAAACAGUUUCCUGACCCUAUAAGUUUAUGCACUGGCAGUCUACAUUUUCCACCCAGCUGUGGUCUAUCAGGAAGCAAAACAUCUAAUGCAUUCUUCUAAUUAUGUGUUUGGACAUGACAUCUCAGCUGUAACCAAGAACUGGAAACAACAUGGAGAGAGAUACUGAAUAUGCUGUCUCCUUUGAGAAAAUUAAGGAAGAAAAGAAUACAUGCAUGAGCAAUGUUUGUCCUGAGCAUCUUUUGGUUACAGAAUACUGCAGUAAAAUUUCCAUCCACAAGAAACCCAACUAUUUUUAUACAAAAUAUUUAAUAGUAUUAAAUUGCUGCACAGAGGAUAAACUAAUGCUGAUAAUGGGAGGCAAAGAAGCAGAAGGUCUAAGUGAAUCUAGAUUUUCAAGAACAGUCUCUAGGUUCUGGGUGGGAUUGAAAUAUUUUAAUUUGUUUCUUUACAUGUUGCUUGAUUUAAAACCUGCUGUCAGCAAAUACAUUUUCAGAAUGAGGUGACCCAAUAGUGCUGCGCCAUUGCAAAAUUAGAAAUCAUGAUAUAAUGUCAGUUGGACACAGGUGUUAUGGCAGUGAUACAGAUAGUCAUAAAAACCAGCAUGGUUAAUAUCUUCGUUGUUAUUUUUUUUAAUGGAGCCAUCUGUAAUCAUACAAUGUCAAGAUGGAAUGGAAGAAGAAUAGGUCUAAUUCCAAAAUAGCACUUUUGAGUCACAGGAUGGUUUGUGAUUAAUCAGUUUCUGUCAACAAGUUCUACAGGAGGUCAAACCCACAUUCAUUCUAGGUGAGUUUCAAAGAAAAAUGCCAUUAGAGUUUCUCACUGGUAAUGACAACCACAAAAAUAAAGUAUGCUUGCCAUAGCUUGGAAGCUGUAUUUGUAAAACAUUUUAAAAAAUUCAGUGAAUGUCUCCUUUUCUAUAGGGGACUAUCAAGAGGCUACCUUUUAAAAUUAUGAAGUGUUCUCAUUACAAUAUUUGGAUUAUUUUAUACUAUUCUUUUCCUCCAUUAAAUGUAAUGGCUGGCAGUUAUUUACAUAUAUCAAGGCUUGGGUUUUUUUUCAUAUUUGGGUCUUGAAGAGACAGUGUAAAGUCUUCAAGGCCAAAGUUAAUUUGGGGCAGAAAUUUUAAAUUCAAUUUACAGUAUAUAAUUUAUUUUUGUUUACAAUCAGCUUAUUUGGGUAUUUUUAAUUACUUAAAAUAUUUUUAUAUAGUAUAUGCAGUUCUAAUAGACGAAAUUUAGAAAUUAUUUUUGUUAUAUGGAAUUAAAAUGUACCCUAGAAUGGACUUACCUUGACAGCACAGUCCUUAAAACUUAUAUGUGCUGCUCUGCACUGUUAUCUGUAAUACUUUUACAGACUUUCUUAAUUUUAUGACCUCAUCAAAAUAAUAGAUGUUUAACUACCACAAAUCACAUUCAGAGAAAAGUAAACGGUAUUCUCUAAACCAUAAACCCAUAAAUACAUUUAUAACAUGUCAUUGCUGUCAAAGAAAUAUAGGUUUUUUUAAUGAUACAGUAAAUCUGAUUCGUGCGCAAAACCAUAUAUAUGGCAAGGAUCAUUUCCUCCCCCCCACCCCACAUACACAGAAAGGUGCUAGGGAUGUAACAACCCCAUACAUUCAGGAUAAGGAGUGUCUGCCUAUGGUGAUUUUGCCAUAGUGAAUCUAGAUGUCAAAAGGAGUCUGGAAUUUAUUAAAAAGACAAUGACACCCCCUCAUAGUAGUAGUGAUAGGCCAGUAUUCAUAUUUACAGAAAGAUAUUUUUAAAUGUGAUCAUAUAAAUUAGGACUGGGUUAUGCCACAACUUCAACCCGAACUUGUGACAUAGCAUCAUUCUACUGUUUGCCCAGUGCUUAGUGGCCCAUAUUGCAGUGGUUGAGCUUAUGUGUCAUGCAGUGAAGGUUCCAUGUUCCAUCUUACAAAACCUCAAUAAAUAAAUACCAGAAAGCAGUGCUUGGAUGGGUUGGAUGGGUUUGACUUCAUACAUAGCAGCUUUAUGCAGACAUAAUAACCUUUCACCCCAUGCCACUCCUUUAGUGUGGCUUUAUCACUCAUUAACUGAGCUAGGAAGCUAAAAGCAAUGAAAUCCAGCAGAAGUAUAGACCUGAUUCCUCUAUCCUAGCAGACCACAAAUUCCAGCAACCUUUCUCAUUUGUUGCAUCCAUGCCAUGGGCACCCAUGGUUUAGGUAUGUGGGAAAAAAACCUGAUUUUCUUUGGUUAAUUAUAAUACUGCAACUUCAGUUUGAAGGAAAUUCAAACUACAACUGCUGAGUUCAGAGAGAAUUUAAUUAUUCUGCAAGUUUGGGGCAAAUUCUUUGGGUCAUAGUCUUGACUUCUGUGGAAACUGCCCACUAGAGACACAAGUCAUAAUUUUCAGGAAAGAAGGCUUUCAGCCUGAUCCUUUUCCCUGGUAAAUAGGAUUAGGAUUGGGGUGCUGUGUGGUUUCCCGGCUGUAUGGCCGUGUUCUAGCAGCAUUCUCUCCUGAUGUUUCGCCUGCAUCUGUGGCUGGGAUCUUCAGAGGAUCUGAUAGAGGAUUAGGAUUGUAGCCUUUGUGUUUCUCUAUGUGGACCUAUCACCAAUCAGUUUGGCCAAAGCAAUUAUGACUAGUUACUUUCUUCGCAUUAUCAUUUCUAGGUGACACAAGUUACAAUCUUUGGGGCAUUUUCCUGGAAAUAAAUCCCAUACAGGACUUAUUUUUAGGUAUAACUCCAUUAGAUUGAAGCAGCACAGUGCUAUCCCAAAUGUACACCGUUCUAAGCUCAUUGACCUGCCUGGGACUUUUCAAUUUUUACAAAUAGUUAUCUUCUCUUUCAUCAGGAGACGUUAGCUAUACAAUUAUGAGGCAUUUCAUACAACAAUGUCUGAACUGCCAGUAAUGACACUUCCAUUGGAAAAAAAAGUAUAGUUCCAAAUUCAGCCAAAACUGGUAUUCAUAGGACCAGCCUUAUAGUAGUUUUAUAUUCCCUAAUUCAAGAAACUCCUGUAGUAUCCCAACAUUCACUUAGUUGGUGAUUAACCUUAAGGUGUCCCAUGAAAGAUUAAUCUGGUACGUUUUUUCGUGACAAAAACCAUAUUGCCACAAUAUUCUUCUCCAGCUCCUCAAUUAUUUAUUCUACUUACCUUUCCCAUAUUUCUAAAAGUAUAAAUCUUUCCAGCAAGCAUAGGAUUUUAGCACUGAAUUACAAAUCAGAUAUAAAUCAAAGCAGAAAUAUUUAAGAGUAUUAAACACUUCAGUGUUGGGUUGCAUCUGUAAAGGAUGCCUUUUAAUAUGUUAUAACUGUAUUGUAUAAUUAUCACUUCUGUUGUAUUUGACUUUAUAUCACAAGCAGGAUGAAUUCACAUCACAUAUCUAUUGUUUAUCUCACAAAUACACAUAAACACACAUGCCCAUGCACAAAUGUUAUAUAUAUUUAUAGAUAGAUAGAUAGCCAUCUGACACCAGGGCUAGUGGUUUGUAUUUUUAAAGCUUGAAAGUAUCCUGUCCUGGUCUGACCAAGCACUUCUUGGAUUUCUUGCACAAUUGCAUUUAGUUUUUGUAAGCUCAACAUGUACAUUUUAAAGACAUAAAUAUAGAGAGAUCUAUGUGUUUGAAAUAUAAGUGAUAUAUAUAUAUAUGGACUAGCAUGUAAACUGUAUAUUAUUAAACAUGCAAUGAGCUGACUGGUAAGUGAAGUUUAAUCUUAUGGCUAGCAAUGUAAUUUAUUCAGACUGUAUUUUUGUACAGAACAGUGCACACACUAACCUAUUGCCUCUGUGUCCUCUAUAAAGCCUAAAACUGUGCCUAGAGAUUUCAUUUUUGUCUCUUGAUAAUGAACCAUGAAGAACUGAUUCUUCAUGCUGUAGAUGCUAUUAGUUUCUUUAAUGUUUUUAUAAUUUAUUUUUUUUUCUAAGUGUAUGCCAUGUUUUAUGAAACUGUCCAUCAAAAUGUGGCUCAGUUUAGUCAUGGAAAAAGGCAUAAAUGUACUUUUUUAAAAAGAAAAGAAAAUCAAAACCAAGCAGAUUUUCCCCCUUCAGUUUGUAGUUUUAUUACCAUUUCACAAUUUUUGUAGCUUACAUAAAGCUGUAUGUGGAAAAUGUAAUCCAAAUAAUAAAAAAUGCUGUUAUAUGAAUGUAA
Sphaerodactylus townsendi is the source of this 5736-nucleotide messenger RNA. RefSeq names its product transmembrane protein 47 (gene TMEM47). The transcript is spliced from 3 exons. Bases 568 to 1113 code for a protein of 181 amino acids. NCBI's taxonomy places the organism in Eukaryota, Metazoa, Chordata, Lepidosauria, Squamata, Sphaerodactylidae. Gene Ontology annotation, cellular component: cell-cell junction; membrane. The record is from RefSeq and is a predicted model, not a curated record. Gene Ontology annotation, biological process: cell-cell adhesion.